GAAUUUAGGAUCAAAUCCCGGUUCUAGAAUUCCUGAAUUUGAUCGAUCCCAUUCAGUUACUACUGCUUCGCUGAAUUCCGAUACUUCAAAAGAGAAUAAUGAACAAGAUAGUAAUAUCGAGAUAAACAGUAAUGAACAGAUAAAAACUGAAAUCGACGAUAAUGAUAUCGAUGAUGAUUGUCAACAUUUGAAUGUUAAGCAGUUUUCUAUUGGAAUAUAUUCUGUAUUAAAGGAUACUGUUGAUAAAUUUCAUUUAGCAUUUUGUGACUUACAAUCAUCUCAAAAACAACUGCAAGAUCAACUGAUCGCCUUAGAUCAAGCACUAGGUCGAUUAGCUAAAGCUCAAGAUAGUCCUCUGAAUCUAGAACCAUUUGUAUUGGUACUACAAGAAUAUAAACAACGAAUAUCAAAAGUACAUAAUUCUUUACGUAUUUCACAGGAUAGAGUUAUUCGUAUUCGUCAAAAUAUUCAGGCGAAAAAAAUCACUUAAAAUAAUUUCCUAUUCUCAACAUGGCUGUUGUUCAGUACUUGAGAGGUUUAGAUCUAUCUGGUAUCAAUUUUGAAAAGCACAAAGAUCUUUUAGAUAAACAGAGAGUUGCUCGACGUACUCAAAAUAAUACUGAAAAUGAUAAUUCAUCCCUUCCUCUUCCUUCAAUAUGGCCUUCUACUGAAAUACUUCAAGAUAUGUGCCGUUUACAAUGGUUAAAAUUAAAAAACGUCGGUUUAAAAGAGAAAUUUUUACCAAAAGAAAUAACACAUUUAGAACAGUUGGAAAGUUUAUCUUUAGUUCGAAAUGAAUUAACUUCUUUAUGUUCUAUCAAAGGUUGGCCAAAUGUUUUACCUAGUCUACGAAUGAUUACUUGUCGUAAAAAUGAAUUAACAAGUCGAGAUGCUAUUCCUGCUGAUUUAUUUGAGUGUAAUAAUCUUCAAGUUGUUGAUUUUAGUUGUAAUCAAUUAACACAAUUACCUAACGGAAUUGAAAAAGCUAAAGGCUUAUUAGCUUUAAAUCUAAGCAACAAUCAAAUUGCAUUAAUUUCACCGGAUUUAUUUGUUCAAUGUACAGAAUUAAUGUUUCUAGAUUUGGGUAAUAAUAAAUUAGAAAAUUUACCAGCACAAUUGCGUCGUUGUUGUUCACUACAACAAUUAAUCCUUUGUAAUAAUCCGUUACGUCAUGCUCAACUUAGAUCAGUGACAGCGUUGAAACAACUUGAGGUUUUAAAUUUAUCAGGUACUGAACGAAGACUGGACAAUAUACCAAAUGAAUUAGAUAAAUUAGAACGUCUUAUUGAAUUAGAUUUGUCGUGUAAUUUACUGACAAAAAUUCCUGAACCAGUUUUAUCGCUUAAAAAUCUUCGUAAACUAAAUUUAGCGCAUAAUGAAUUAUCAGAUUUAUCCACUUUAACUGGUGACUGGCCUAAACUGGAAUACCUUAAUCUUAGUUAUAAUCAGUUAAUUCAUUUACCAACCGGAUUAAUUCGUUUGUCAUGUUUACGUAAAUUAUAUGUGAAUAAUAAUCAGUUGACAUUUGGUGGUAUACCUUCAGGAAUUGGUAAAUUACAAGAUUUGGAAAUAUUCGAUGCAUCACACAAUGAAUUGGAGACUAUACCAGAAAGUCUAUGUCGAUGUGGUCGUUUAAAACGUCUGAUACUGAACUCAAAUCGUCUUCUUACACUUCCUGAUGCUAUUCAUUAUUUGAAAGAAUCUUUAGAUGUUUUUGAAGUUGACAAUAAUCCUCAAUUGAAAAUACCACCGAAACCACCCGAGUUACAGAAAGGUGCAGGUCUAGCUUUUUAUAACAUUGAUUUCUCACUGGACGCCCAACUACGUAUGAUGCGUGGGAAACCAGCUUUAAAUACUGAAACGAUUCAUCAUCCAAAGGAUCCGGCUGCUCGGUUACGACGUCUCAGAAGGCGUCGAGGAGAAGGUGUCGGAAAAGAUAGUAAAUGUGUACUUGAAGGUAUGCAACGAAUAGCUAAAGAGAAAGAAGAACUACUUGAAAAAAAGGAACAUGAGGUUGAAGAAGAAACACGUAAAUUGGCGGCUAGACGUUGGCAAGAUCUGUUAGCCAGACCACGACUCGAUUAUACAGGAAUUUUUGACGAGGAUACUGGUAUAAAUCCUGGUGUGCAGAUGUGGGAAUUGGAUCAGUUUUAUCCUAAACGUGUUGAAGAUGAUAUUUUACAAGGUCAUUUGCUUAAUGGUGAUUGUUAUGUUAUCUUACAAACUACUAUAAGUAAUAAUCAAGUAUUUGAAUGGACUAUAUAUUAUUGGAUUGGUUCUCGUUCAACAAAAGAUAAGCAGACUUGUGCAGCUAUUCAUGCUGUAAAUCUACGUAAUUUCCUUGGCGCUGAAUGUCGAACUAAACGUGAAGAAGAAGGAGAUGAAUCUUCAGAAUUUAUAGCAUUAUUCGAUGGCAAUCUGAUAGUGUUAGACGGUGCUCGUGGUGAGACUGGAUUUAUUCAUGUUGAGGAUGAUGUUGUAGUACCCAGAUUUUAUAGGUUAUUCGGUACAGAGAAACGUUUGAAAAUUGUCUCAAUGCCAUUAACUCAUCUCAGUUUAGAUUCUAAAUUCAGUUAUCUACUUGAUGCUCAAUCUCAUCUCUAUUUAUGGAUAGGAAAAAAUUCACGUUCUAUUAUACAAACUAAAGGACGAUUAUUAGCUGAAAAAAUUUCAGUUCGUGAACGUCGAGGUGAAGCAUCCAUUCAUAUUGAACCGGAAACUCGUGAAUCCAAUGCAUUUUGGGCUAUUAUAACCGGUGUUUGGCUUCCUGCACCACUACCGAAACCAACUACUAAUUCAGACCAAAAAGAUCAUAUAAUUAAACCUUUAGAUAAUCAUGAUGAGAAUAAAGAAAUCAAUUAUCCACCUGCUCCGGUAGUCCAACCACCGAAAGUAGUGUCUCGUGACUUCAUCCCUACGGACUGGCAGCUACCUCAACCUAUUUUAUAUGAUGUUCAAAUGGGAAGAGGUUAUUUAGAAUUACCACAAGUAGAACUUGAAAAUGGUCUUUUGUCUAAACGAUUAUUAGAUUCAAAACAUGUUUAUAUUCUUGAUAGUGGUGGUCAGUUAUUUUUAUGGAUGGGUGAGAAAUCUUCGAAGUUCCUUCGAUUUGCUGGUUAUAAAUUAGCAUUACAACUUAUGGGUUUAAUGCCUAGAAGUCGUUUAGGUGGACUUGAAUUAUUAUUUACUGAAUCAAAUAUGUCUACACUAACACAAACACUAUUAAAUAAUGAUCAUGUGGAUUGGUGGAAUGAUUUUACAGAUUCAUUGCUUCAACCGUGUACACAAGGAGCUGAGACUCAAAUUUUCAAGUGUCAAUUUUGUGAUUGGGAUGAGGCUUUAGCUGUAGAUUUUACCCGUACUGCUGAUUCUGUAGCACGUCGUGGAGUGGAUAUCAAUCAAAUUUUAGAAAAAGAUAAACCAGCUACUGAUCUUCGAGCAUUAUUAGCACCUAGAGAAACACCACUUACCAAUGAAGAAGCUCUACAAAUGAUGGCUGAAUGGAAUGAUGAAUUAAUUGAACCACCAGAAGAAAAUAUUGUAGAGUCAAGCAGUGCUCUUCAACAAUUUAUAAUGGUUGAUGGGAAAUGGAAUCUUGUGGAAAAUCGUUGGUUUGGACAAUUCUUCAAUCAAGAUUCGUAUAUUCUAAUUGCACGCUAUUGGGAUUAUGAUGAUGAAAACAAAGAAUUUUCAGAGAGUGAUAAUCAAGGUGAUGAUACUGACGAGGAUUCAAAUCUUACAAAAACUGUAGUCUAUUUUUGGCAAGGUCGUGAAGCAUCCGAUUUAAGCUGGCUUCAGUUUGAAUUCUCAGUUCGUAAAGAUAUGCAAGCUCGUCUAUCACAAAAUCCGGAAAAUGUUAGUCGACCAUUAAAAGUAGUAUUUAAACGCGUAAAACAACAACAAGAAGACACUAUGUUCUUAGCUCAUUUUCAACGUCAGUUCAUCAUUCAUUCAGGCCAUUAUCGUGAUCGUGCUGAAUCAUCACGUUUAGAACGAAUUCAAAUGUAUUAUAUUAGAGCAAAUGGUAACCUUAUAUCCACUCGAUGUAUAGAAGUCAAACCGUCAGUUGUAAAUUUAAACUCUUGUUUUACUUACAUAAUUAAAGUACCUGCACAUAUCGUUAGUGUACUUGAAAAGAAACAAACAGAUAAAUGUCAUGUCUAUGUUUGGACUGGAGGUAAAUCUUCAUCUGAAGAUAAAGAGCUGGCUAUUCGUUUAAGCGAAAAAAUGUUCAGUUGGAUUCCGACUGAUUUCCAUACUGUACCUGAAGGUUCUGAACCUCCUUUAUUUUGGCAAGUGUUAGGUGGCCAGAAGAAGUAUGAUACAUCAGCAGACUUCCUUACUUACGGCCGACUCUUUCGUUUGUCUAAUGAACAAGGUUAUUUUUGUGCAUCAGAAAAGUGUGCAGAUUUUUGUCAAGAUGAUCUUGCUCCAGACGAUGUCAUGCUGUUGGAUACGGGAUCUCAGAUAUACCUUUGGUGGAGUAAACGUACAUCAGACGUUGAACAGAAAUUAUCUUUACAAGCUGCUAAACUUUAUCAAAGUCAUUUACGUCAGAUGCAACCGGACCGACCAAGACAACUUAAGCUAACAGUGAAAAAUGCUGAACCACAUUUAUUUCGACAGUGUUUUCAUGGUUGGGGACCAUAUCGUGAACCAAAAGAUUGGUCAGAUCCACAGUUUGAUCAGUGUAAAAGAACGAACUAAUGGUUAGAAUUUGAUGAUGAAAAUUUACAUAACUAUAUGUUUUCAAUAAGAUCCACAUAUUUUAAAUACCACUUACUAAUUUAUGGGUAAAUUCUUACAUUUCAUUAAUGGCAUGAAUAUAAAAAUGGUGAAAAAAACCGUCCAUUUUUUCUAGAUUCAAAAUUUCAUUGAAGUUCUAUAAUGUUUGGAAAUCAUGUCUACUUGAGAUCCAUAUUUCAACGAAUGUCAAAACAAACCAAUUUUCAUGUGUUUACAGAAAGCUCAAACUUAUUUGCCGGAUUCCUAAAUAUCCGGCGUUCUAGAUCUAAGUGAAUAAUCGGUUUGUAACUACAGGUGUCAUAAAACAAUUAAAGCUCAACUAUCUGUCCAUCCAUUCAUAUCUACUUACUGAAUAACAUUGCAUUUUAUUCCUCUGUAAUUAAUAUAUCUGUUUACAUGAUUUAUAUCACUAUAGUUGUUGACUUGUAUCAUAGUAUCACUGUCGAUUAAAUUACAUUGAUAUUUGAUAAGAAGAUAGUAGGAAAACUUUAAAUGUACAUUUUGUUUUAUUUUGUAAUCUUCUGUUUAUAUUUGCAUAAGUGUAAUGACAAUUAUCUCUUACGAUUCCUAUUAGUAAUUUGACGAAUAAGAAAAUUUUGUCAUUAUUAGUUCAUUGAUAUCACUGAUUCCAAUAUCAAAUAAAUUGAUGACCUCCCGCUUAAUCAACAUACCUUACUGUUCUUUACUUUAAAAAGAAAUCUGUUCAAAAAUGGAUUAACUUGAAACAGUUUUAUGAGUACAUGCAUGUUCAAUAUAUAGGUUUAUCUAAAUCUCUGUAAUCAGUUAGGGGAUUAUCUCAUUUUUUGUAAUGUAUCCAUUAGAAUUUUAAUGAUAGUCUCAUUGAGUUAUAAUAAGUUUAGGGAAUCCUUCUCCUAUGGGUACUAAUCAUCAAUUAAUAACUAAAAAUAAAAAGUAUCAUUUAUAAAUCAACUUAACUUAUAAAUAAUUAUAUUUCAUCAAUAUUAAAAUUAUGUUUAUUUUAAUGUUAAGUAACACUUACAUUACCUAUACACACACACACACACGAAACAUCUACUUUCAACAUAACUAAUAGUUUUCUAAGAAAUAAGAACCAAAAAACCCUUCUGAUCUUUGAUUUUUUGGGAUUUCUAAUGUAUAUUGAAUUUUCAUUAUUUCUAAAUUUUGAAAGAAAAUUGGAUAAGCUUUGAGGUUAUAUGUGUUACUAUAGUUAUCGUUAUUUGUUUUUGACAAAAUUGAUGGAUUUAGAAUAUCAGUUUAUUGUUAAGAAAUGGUUUAUUAUUUUUUCGUUAUCUUCAACAUUUUAUUUAUGUGAUUCAUGAAUAUCGAUUAAUUUUUAGGGAUAUAGUUGGAAGACGUUUUUCAUCAUAAACUCAUCUGUAAAUCUCUGAAUAGCGGAAUUGAGAUAAUCGAAGAUCAGUUACUAUUAGGUUGUUACAUACAUUUCAUAAAUAAUGAGUUUAAUAACAUUUCUUUACUUUUCAUUCUUUUACAUUAUUUGUUUCCUUUGAAGUGAAAUUUUAUUUUUCUUACCUUAUUACUUACGUCUGUCACCCCUCACAGAGGAACAUAGGCCGCUCACCAGGAUUCUCUAUUGAACUUUGUUCUGGUCAAUCCUUUCCAGUUGCUAUUCAUUCUUUUCAUGUCGGCUUCCGAUUCACGAUACAAUGUGGUCUUUGGUUUUAUCCCUUUCUUUUACCCUUCAGGAUUUCAAGUCCAGCGUUCGCCUUGUGAUACAGUCUGAUAAUCUCAGUAAUGUAUUUUCUACCAUCUUCAACGUCUUCUCCUAAUUUCCUCCUCAGUUGGAAGCUGGUUUGUUCUCUCCCACAGUAGGUUGUAGCUGAUAGUAUCCAGUCAACGGACAUUGAGCAUCUUGCGAAUACAGUUGUUUAUAAAUAGUUGUACAUUUUCGAUGACGGUCCUAGUAGUUCUUCAAGUUUCAUCUCCGUACAGUAGAAAUGUCUUGACGUUUGUAUUGAAGAUUCUAAAUUUGAUGUUUCACUUCUCACUCAUUAUGAAAUUACAAAUAUGUAAUUAUUUUUUUUAUUAACAGUCUAUCCAGUCUAACUAUUUUAAGUUAUCCAGUCAAAUCCUUGUAAUGAUACUUAACGUAUUUUUCAUGUUCCGUUUUUAAUUGUUCUUCCUCAUAAAUUUUGCUCUUUCAAUGUAUUGAUCGAAAUGUGAUUAAUUUGAACAAUCCACGUUUGUAUCGAAAACUAUAAAAAUGACCAUCAUCCAAUUAAAUCUGAUUUAUUAACCUAUAUGAAAAAGGUCAAUCAACAACGUGAUCAGAAGUCAACAGAACAAGACAGUCAAUUAGAAGAGAAAUGUAGGGGAAACGUAUGAGGACAAUCAACCACAAAUAAGACUGCCGAAAUCAACUUAUAUAAGUCUCGUGGAAUAAUUAAGAAGUUCACUUCUACAUAAAUCAAGCACUGAUAAUAUUUUGCGGAAUGAAAAUGAAAACUCAUCAAUUAGACCAUUUGUCUCAAAGAACUCAAAAACAAACAAAAAUCAACUGACUUUUGAAGUACUUUCUAGCUCCUCCUCAUAACUACCAGCAAAAUUAGUAAAUAGAACUACCUUCAAAUAUUAUUUAUCAUUGUAAAAUAUUGUCUCCAAUCGUCAACCUGUUCAAUAAUUUACUAUCAUCUAACAUUCAUUUUGUUUUAUUUUCUCCUUUUUGGAAUCUUUUAAUUAAUUUUUUUCCCA
Messenger RNA from Schistosoma intercalatum, 7437 nucleotides. The record is from the annotation of a GenBank genome assembly. Lineage: Eukaryota; Metazoa; Platyhelminthes; Trematoda; Strigeidida; Schistosomatidae.